AUGAAGGGGCGGAGUGACGCCGUGGAGGGGAAAGGGAGGAGCGGUUUCUUGGACGCUGACAUGGAGCCUAGUGGCGCCAACGGCGUGUUGCAGGGAGACGCGGCGCACCUUGACGGUGCCGCAUUGCCCACCGAGGAUGGACCAGGAAUGCCGCAGGUCACGGUUGACCCCACGAAAGAUUUGUGGCAGAAUAUUAUACUCAACACGAGGGAGAACCAAGUCACACAGACGGAGGUGAAUGUGUUGAUUGUUGGGACCUCCGGUAGUGGGAAAACCAGUCUCCUGCGUCGUAUUUUUUCCGGGGUGAACACCUCCAGCUCCUCCGUUCCCAAGAGUUUUCUUCGGGUGAAGCCCACAACCGCUCUGGAUUACUCCUUUGUCAGGCGUAAUGACCGGCACAUCGCACAGGUGGCACAUUUCUGGGAACUGGCGCAGGGGAUGGAGUUGUCGCAGCUUUGCGAGGUGGUUAUCACGCCGGAGAAUGUGCACACGAUGGUUCUUGCUAUUGUGGUCGAUUGUAGCGAGCCAUCGACCAUGUGGGAUACUGUGGUUUACUGGAUGAAACGUGUGGACCGCCGUGUGAUAGAAAUUUUUCAAAAGAUGCGCGCCAAGGGAUCGGCGACGCCGGACAAACUGCUGAGUCGAGCCAAGCGCCUGGUGGGCAUGGAACACCCCGACUUGAAUCGUCUGCGUCUGUCUGGGGUUCCAACCAUGAUCAUCUGCAACAAAUUGGAUGCCUUUGCGGGGGAAAUGACGAUGCUGAAGACCUUGGUUCGCUCCAUGCGUUUCGUUGCGCACAUUUACGGCGCGUAUUUGGUUUUCACAAGUGACGCGGAGGCAAUAAAACUGCGUGACGU
Messenger RNA from Trypanosoma cruzi, 857 nucleotides. Its product is annotated as dynein light intermediate chain, putative. Gene Ontology annotation, molecular function: dynein heavy chain binding. Gene Ontology annotation, cellular component: axoneme; ciliary basal body; cytoplasmic dynein complex. Lineage: Eukaryota; Euglenozoa; Kinetoplastea; Trypanosomatida; Trypanosomatidae. The annotation marks the transcript as partial. The transcript has a single exon. Gene Ontology annotation, biological process: intraciliary transport involved in cilium assembly; intraciliary retrograde transport. The record is from RefSeq and is a predicted model, not a curated record.